Tyto alba (common barn owl) is the source of this 2215-nucleotide messenger RNA. RefSeq names its product serpin B11. The record is from RefSeq and is a predicted model, not a curated record. Gene Ontology annotation, molecular function: serine-type endopeptidase inhibitor activity. The coding region runs from base 47 to 1240 and encodes 397 amino acids. Gene Ontology annotation, biological process: negative regulation of endopeptidase activity. The transcript has 8 exons. NCBI's taxonomy places the organism in Eukaryota, Metazoa, Chordata, Aves, Strigiformes, Tytonidae.
CAGUCGACAACAUCAGUCCUGAGGAGAAGGUGAUUGCAGUGCCACAAUGUGCUCGCUCAGUGCAGCCAAUGCCAAGUUCUGUCUUGACUUUUUCAGAGAGCUGAGCAAGAGAAACAGAAAUGAAAACAUCUUCUUUUCCCCCCUAAGUCUCUCAGCUGCCUUUGGGAUGGUUGUCCUCGGAGCCAGGGGCAACACACUCACACAGAUUGAGAAGGUAUUUCAUUUCAGUGAAGUUUUGAGCAGUCCGAGCCAGGGAAACAGAUACCCUUCUGAGAAGUGCGAAGAAGCCGGAGGAGUCCAUUCCCAGUUCCAGGAGCUGUUGGCUGCUGUCAGUGAACCCAGACCAGGCUGCUCUCUCACCAUUGCUAACAGGCUCUUUGGAGAAAUUACUUACCCGUUCUUCCAGCAAUACUUGGAUUCCACAAAGAAAUUCUAUCGAGCAGAGCUGGAACCAGUGAAUUUUAAAUACACUGAAGAAGAAGCCAGAGAGAAGAUUAACUUCUGGGUGGAAAAUGAGACAAAAGGUAAAAUCAAAGACCUAUUUGCUGCUGGGUUUAUUGAUCCAUCUACUGUACUUGUCCUGGUCAAUGCUAUAUAUUUUAAAGGGAAGUGGGCAGUACAAUUUAAGAAAGAAGACACUAAGGAAACCUAUUUCCAACUGAACAAGAAUGAGAGAAGGACAGUGCAGAUGAUGUUUCAAGAAGGGUAUUUUAACAUGGCCAUCAUAGAGGAAGUGAAAAUUAAAGUGAUAGAGCUCCCAUACUUCAAUAAUGAACUGAGCAUGUUCAUUCUCCUUCCUGAAGUUGUCUGUGAAGACUUUACUGGCCUAGAGCAGCUUGAAUGCACCCUCACGUAUGAAAAACUGGCAGGAUGGACCAGCUCAGCUAGGAUGCAACAGCUGAAAGUGAAGGUGUAUCUGCCUCAGUUCAAGAUGGAGGAAAGUUAUGUUCUCAACAAAACUCUCCAGGAGAUGGGAGUGAUGAAUGUUUUUGACUGGGGGAAAGCUGAUUUGUCAGGAAUCUCUAUGAAAGAUGGUUUGGUUGUGUCUAAGGUCAUUCAGAAGUCAUUCGUGGAAGUCAAUGAAGAGGGCACUGAAGCAGCUGGUGCCAUGGGGUUUGCUACGGUGCCUUUGUGUCUCCCAGUUUCUUAUGAGUUCAAAGCUGACCAUCCAUUCCUCUUCUUUAUCAGACACAACCUUACCAACACCAUUCUUUUCUUUGGAAGAUAUUUGUCCCCUUAAGUGGAGUUUAUUUUGGAAAUUAGAUCUUUCUCCCCACUAACAUCCCCACUGGCAAGCACUGAGGACAAAAGAGGAGCACAUUUUCUCUAGGCUUUAUCCUAAGGUGCUAAUUUACUGCAAAAAAGGCUAUCUGAUAAGAGCCAAAGUAGAGACAAAAAUCUAAAAAAUGUUAACUGUUUCCUUUCUAACAUCAACUUCAGGCAUGUUUUAGUUUUAGGAUGCCUCACUAAAAUGACAUCUACCUUAAAAUACACUAUGUGAUAUUUGCCAAAGAGCUGUAGGCCUGUAGAGAUAUCUGCAUAGAAAAUCUUAUUUUGAGGCUUUCCUAAUGUAGUAUGUCUCCAAUAAACCCAUCAUUUUAGUGCCCUGAAGAUGAGUGAUACCUUCUCCCACAUGAAGGAGACAGGAGGAUGGGGAUCUGCAUUAAAAGGAUAAACUCAGGUACUCAGUCUGUUUUAGCUUUACCUACCCAACCUCUGUGUAGGUCUCAAGGAAAAUGCUACUUUGUAUGGGAGUAGCAAAGUAUUCCUGCGGGACCCCUCCUUUAAUCAUUGAUCAGGGGUAAUGGUGCAAGCUGGAAUUCUCGGGAUUUUUUUCUCAGAGAGCAGAAAAAGCAGAAAUGUUUUCUAGUGUAAUCUUGCUUGUUCUCAAGCAGGGAAGACCCAUUGCUUUUUUUCUUUUUUUUUUUUUUUUUUUUUUUUCUGUGGGAAAAUCUGUAUGUGCUAGGAAGUUCUCCAACUUCUUCAUAAACUUCCACGUAACAAAACCAGUGUUUCAGAACAAUGGAAGGCCUUUGCUGACAAGGUCUGCUCUGCAAUGGCUAUGAAUUAGACAUUUAAUUCCCAUAUAAAACUUAAGUAGUGAUCAGCCAUUCUCACUUCUAAAAAUCAUCUCUCUUUUUGCCUCAGAUACCAUGAGUUUCUUGUUUCAUCUGGUUUAUUCCUCAUUAGCAUAAAAACUAAUAAAAAAAUCUAU